GGAGUGACACGGUUCUGUAAAUUUUUUCAAAAUAGAAGCAGUCAGAUUAGAUUUAACGCUAGUGGGAUUCGAUUUAACCACAGUUAACCUAAAAUACAGUUUGAAAAAUCUACAAAUACGGCCGACGAUCUUCCUUCACUUUACUAUUUAUUUUCAUUGGAACUAUGUUCUCUCCUCCCAGGAAACCUAUAUAAUUUCUUAGAUCCAAACUCAGAGAAUGGCCGGUGGAAUUACAAUCAACAUAAACAUUCCGGCUGGUGAAGGAAUUACCAUUAGCAUUAACCCAAACUCUGCUCCAGCGGGAUCCGAGGUAGGGGCUGCAUCCGGGGUAGGGGGUGCCUUUGGCCGAAUUCAACCUCCAGCUGGUGAAGGACUUACCAUUAGCAUUAACCCAAACUCUGCUCCAGCUGGUAAUCUAUGUACGAAUCCGUCCUCUCAAAAGUCCCUAGAAUGCUCUCCAGGAAAGGCUAACCCUAAGGUUUUCUUUGAUAUCGGGGUGCGCGGCAAAGCUGUUGGUCGGAUCGUGAUGGAGCUUUUUGCCGACACGACCCCACGGACAGCAGAGAAUUUCCGCGCCCUCUGUACAGGCGAGAAAGGCAUGGGGAAGAAGGGUAAGCCACUCCAUUACAAAGGAUCAAUCAUCUACCAUAUGUGCCCCGAUUAUAUCAUUGGCGGAGGAGAUUUCACUGACGAAAGGAUAGGAUGCGGAGGCGAAUCAAUCUACGCCGGAGGUUUUUUCGAGGAUGAGAACUUCAUCAAAAAGCACACCGGUCCGGGUAUCCUCUCCAUGAACAACAAUGGUCCUGACACCAACUCAUCUCAGUUUUUGAUCUGCUUGACCGAGAACUGGGAACUCGACGAUCAACACGUCGUCUUCGGCCAAGUUGUUGAAGGAUUGGAUGUGGUCAGGAUCAUAUCACACGAACCUCUUAAGGACAAGCUUUCCAAGCCCGUCGUGAUCGACUGCGGUCAGAUUAAAUAGAUCUGACAGAGAUAUUUUCCAACUACAAUGGUUGCUUGCUUGCUUUGUGUCCUUUUGAUGUUUGGUGCGUUUUUAAUUUUGUUACUCUUGUUUUUUUAUCUUUUUUCUUGAAUUUAGAUUGGCUACCGUUGAAUAAUGAUAACAACCAUCAUCA
Molecule: messenger RNA, 1136 nt
Organism: Brassica napus (rape)
Lineage: Eukaryota; Viridiplantae; Streptophyta; Magnoliopsida; Brassicales; Brassicaceae
Product: peptidyl-prolyl cis-trans isomerase CYP19-1-like
Exons: 1
Coding region: 218-982 (254 amino acids)
Biological process (GO): protein peptidyl-prolyl isomerization
Cellular component (GO): cytosol; plasma membrane
Molecular function (GO): peptidyl-prolyl cis-trans isomerase activity
Source: RefSeq, a predicted model, not a curated record